This is a messenger RNA of Anarrhichthys ocellatus (wolf-eel), 976 nucleotides long. RefSeq names its product complement component 1, q subcomponent, C chain (gene c1qc). The coding region runs from base 154 to 888 and encodes 244 amino acids. The transcript has 7 exons. NCBI's taxonomy places the organism in Eukaryota, Metazoa, Chordata, Actinopteri, Perciformes, Anarhichadidae. The record is from RefSeq and is a predicted model, not a curated record. Gene Ontology annotation, molecular function: protein binding.
AAAUUUGCAGAACUACAUGAAACAGGCUCUGAGGAGAACUUCCGGCGUAGAAGCUGCUGAAUCUGAACAUUUUGUCGUCAACUUUCUGCUCCGGCUGCUGCAGGACUCGAUGCUUCACGUCGGUUAGCUUUGAAAUCACUGAGGUUCAUCGUCAUGCUCCGUCAUUGUUUUCUCGUGAUCGGUGCCUUGCUCUCGUUGGCCACACCUUUGCUGUUAGCCGUGGAUACCUGCCAGACAACAGGGAUGCACGGAAUGCCAGGUAUUCCCGGGCUGCCUGGCAGAGACGGCCGUGACGGACAGAAAGGAGACAAAGGACAGAUAGGAGCAGUGUGGCACGGCGACCUCGGCCCUCAGAAGGGGGAGAAGGGGGAGAAGGGGGAGACGGGGCCGAUGGGGUUUCCUGGCAAACGAGGACAGAGCGGGAUAUCGGGAGAACCGGGGGUCCCAGGGAUUGGUGGUCCUCCAGGGGAACCAGGAGAACCAGGGACUGUUGAAGUCCAGCAGCAGGCGGCCUUCAGCGUGGCCAGAGGAACCAACAACUACCCGGACAAAUCCAGCGUCAUUCGGUUCACCAAAGUCAUCACCAACAUCAACAAUGACUACAACACCGAGACAGGACGCUUCAGGUGUCGGGUCCCGGGAACGUACUACUUUGUGUACCACGCCUCGUUAGAUGAGCGGCUGUGUGUGCUGAUGAAGCUGGACGGAAUGCAGCUCGCAGCGUUCUGCGAUCAUCGCCGCAUCAGGAGACAGGUGACUUCUGGCAGCCUGGCGGUCUACCUGUCGAGGGAUCAGGAGGUUUGGCUGGAGACCAAAGACUACAGAGGGAUGAGAGGAAAACCGGAAGGUUACAGCAUCUUUUCCGGCUUCCUGGUGCAACAUCACUGACACGAAACAGCCUCUAUACUCACUUCUUAAUGAACUGUUUUACAGCAAGUCUGAAACUAAAAGCAAAAUAAAGUCUUCCCUUCCUUCA